AUGUCCAACGUCAACAUCCAGACCACCAUCUCCCCGUACACCCAGCAGCCGGUAUGCACAAGGCCGCUCCUGUCCGAAAAGCAGCUCGAUACGGUCAUUGCCGAGGCUGUCAAGGCGCAGAAGAGCUGGAAGAAGGUGCCGCUCGAAGAUAGGAUCGCUAUUGCUGAGAAGUGGCUGGUCGAGUAUGAGAAGAUUGGGGAUCUUAUUGCUGAGGAUAUCUCGACCCAAAUGGGACGGCCCAUCGGCAGCUCCAAAGGCGAGGUCAACGGGACGCUAUACCGUGCCAGACAUCUCAUCAAGGUGGCCAAGGAGUGUCUUGCGCCUAUCCCGCAGACCGAGUCCAGCUCGGACGCUAUGAAGUUGACCCUUAUCAAGCAGCCUCUCGGUGUCGUUGCCGUUCUGACACCCUGGAACUUCCCCCACAUGUGCACCGUCAACUCUGUCAUCCCCGCCAUUCUCUCAGGCAACGCCGUCCUCCUCAAGCCCGCGCCGCAAACCCCUUCCUCGGCCGAACGGUUCCUCGAAACCUUCACAUCCGCCGGUCUGCCCGACAAGGUUCUUCAAGUCCUGCAUCUCACACAGGACCUCACCCUUUCCCACCUCGCCACCGACACCCGGAUUGACUUUAUCAACUUUACCGGGUCCGUAGCGGGCGGGCGGGCCGUCGCGCGCGCCGCAGCGGGCGGGGACGGCUUCAAGGGCGUCGGGCUGGAACUGGGCGGCAAGGACCCAGCGUACGUCCGUGAGGAUGCGGAUGUGGGGUACAGCGCCGAGAACCUCGUGGACGGGGCCAUGUUCAAUUCGGGGCAGAGUUGUUGUUCCAUCGAGAGGAUAUAUUGCCAUGCGGCGAUAUAUGAUGAGUUUGUCAAGAAGUUUGCAGAGAUUGCGGGGGGCUACAAGCUGGGCGAUCCGAGUAGGAAGGAAACGACGUUGGGGCCGGUGGUUAGUGUGGCGAGUGCGGCGAGGAUAAGGAAGCAGAUCAAGGAUGCGGUAUCGGCUGGUGCAAAGGCAGUCGUGGACGAGUCAGCUUUCCCCGAGGCGAAAGAGGGGACUGCGCUGGUGGGACCGACUGUUCUCGUUAACGUUGACCACAAAAUGGAGGUCAUGAUGGAAGAGACCUUCGGCCCGGUCGUAGGCAUCAUGAAGGUGGAGAGCGACGAGGAGGCUCUGAGCUUGAUGAAUGACUCGCCAUAUGGUCUGACCGCGUCAAUCUGGACAGACCCCAAGAACCCCUCAUCCAUCGCCGCCUUCCAGCAUUUCACCGAGGAGCUCGAGUGCGGAACGGUGUAUAUGAACCGGGCGGACGCGCUGGAACCGUCUUUGCCUUGGUCGGGGUGGAAGGACUCGGGUCGGGGGAUCAGUCUGAGUGCGCUGGGGUAUGAUCAGGUCACAAGGACGAAGGGGGUGAUGAUGCGUAUGGAGCUCUAG
Dioszegia hungarica is the source of this 1428-nucleotide messenger RNA. Its product is annotated as putative aldehyde dehydrogenase. Gene Ontology annotation, molecular function: aldehyde dehydrogenase (NAD+) activity. The transcript has 7 exons. Lineage: Eukaryota; Fungi; Basidiomycota; Tremellomycetes; Tremellales; Bulleribasidiaceae. Bases 1 to 1428 code for a protein of 475 amino acids. The record is from RefSeq and is a predicted model, not a curated record.